Messenger RNA from Erigeron canadensis, 1526 nucleotides. RefSeq names its product protein HLB1-like. Bases 1 to 1440 code for a protein of 479 amino acids. The transcript is spliced from 12 exons. Lineage: Eukaryota; Viridiplantae; Streptophyta; Magnoliopsida; Asterales; Asteraceae. The record is from RefSeq and is a predicted model, not a curated record. Gene Ontology annotation, molecular function: protein binding.
AUGUCUACCAACAACGAGCAUUCACAAUCACAGAAUGUCAAUUCAGAAUCCAAAUCCCAGGCGUCAUCACCUCAUAAUAUCAAUGUUCCGUUAAAUAAUAACAACAUAAACAACAAUGUUGUUGAUUUGGGUCGAAAAGAACAAUCUCCAAAACAGCCAACAACUGUUAAUGUCAAAGAUUUAUUAACAGGAGGUGGUCAUCAUAAUCUAAAAUCACCCAAUUCUGAUCAUUUUCCGUCUUCAUCUGUUCUUUCUACCCCUCCGUCUUCUCAUCGUAGUCAAGAAAGCAAACUAUAUAAAGAACAGAACGCCGUUGUCAUGGCAUUGAUCGAUAAGAUAUCUACUUCUGAUGAAGAAGGACGUUCAAAGCAACGAAUGCUUAAGCAUGCUGCCAAGAAGUACGCCAGUGCGAUUGAGAGCAAUCCAAAUGAUUAUGAUGCGCUUUAUAAUUGGGCACUAGUUCUGCAGGAAAGUGCGGAUAAUGUGAAUGCAGAUACUAAUUCGUCUUCCAAAGAUGCUUUACUUGAAGAAGCUUGCAAUAAGUAUGAUGAAGCUACCCAACUAAACCCUUCGCUACAUGAUGCUUAUUAUAACUGGGCUAUUGCCAUAUCUGACCGAGCCAAACUCCAUGGCCGUACAAAGGAAGCUGAAGAAUUAUGGAAGCACGCAACAAAGAAUUAUGAAAAAGCCAUUCAACUUAAUUGGAAAAGUCCCCAAGUUCUAAACAACUGGGGGCUUGCUUUACAGGAACUGAGUGCAAUUGCUCCUGCACGAGAAAAACAGUCAAUAGUAAAAUCUGCAAUCAGUAAGUUUCGUGCGGCAAUACAGUUGCAGUUUGAUUUCCAUAGAGCAAUUUACAACCUCGGCACUGUUCUGUACGGAUUAGCAGAAGACACAUCAAGAACUGGAGUACUAGUUCUUGGAAACGAGGCUUCCUCCAAUGAAUUAUACAGUCAAGCUGCUAUCUAUAUCGCUGCUGCUCAUGCAUUGAAACCAAGUUACUCGGUUUACAGCAGUGCCUUAAAGCUCGUCCGCUCCAUGCUUCCUUUACCUUAUAUAAAGGUUGGAUAUCUGAUGGCACCGCCAGUGGGAAAUCCAGUUGCUCCUCAUAGUGACUGGAAACGCUUUCAGUUUGUUUUGAACCACGAAGGACUUCAACAGAUCCACAAUGAUGAGCAAAAACACAUAUCCAGAGACGAUAAAAUUAAUGACAUACCAGCAAUCAAAGUUGAAAUUCCAGAUGUUGUCUCAGUAACAGUCUGCUCAGAUCUAACUUUACCGCCUGGUCCUUCCAUUUGUAUUGAUACAAUUCAUGGACCGACCUAUUUGAUUGCAGAUUCAUGGGAAUAUUUGGAGGCAUGGAUUGAUGCUAUACGGCUAGUUUACACGAUAUUUGCAAGGGGUAAGAUUGAUGUUCUGGCUGGCAUAAUAACUGGAUAGAAUUUUGUUAGUAUUGCGAAUGAUAUUGUUUUUCUUUCUAAAUUCCAGAUCUUAUUAGAGUUUGCCUUUCAUGUAAGCUUUUUGUA